AUGGAGGAAGCGCCGACGACAUCUCUAUCCACCAGCGAUACUAACAUCAGUCCUCCAAGCAAUACACAGGAGGCCAACGACAUGACUUCCGACCACGCGACCUUCGCCUCAACAUGGAAGACCGACAACCUCGAAACAUCUUUCGCGCCCUCCAAUCUACCUCUCUCCAAGGUACAACGCGCAUGGGAUCGUCGUCCACAGUCGCCAUUCUCGAGGACGAAAGUGCGAUUUGGAAAAGUAUGGAAGAGAAACACCAACCCUGGGGGUCCGUCCAAUGCGCCUUCUGGCUUGUUCGGUGGCGCAUUCAAUUUCGAGAUGAUAGGCAGAGACAGCCCAGUCAAAGCAGUCAAAAAGAUGCGCACUGGCGAAGAUGGAAGUGAACUAGUCAGAGAUUGGGACGGCCGAGGAAGUCCCAGGGCCAGGAGGAUAGUAACGCGAUCCUCCAACGAUCAAGAGCUGCUGGAGCUUCCCGAGGGAGAACAUGAGGAAGAGGCUGUCGCUGAUUGUAGCGGUAAUGCUGAUAUUGAGGUCGAAGAAGAAGAGGAGGUAUCCAGGAUUGAAAUCUCUUAUGAGGAUGGCAGGACUGAAGAGGUGGAGGACCAAGCCGUCUUGGCGCAAGAAGAUUGGGAGGACGAAAGCAUGACUGAAGAAGAUGUCGAUGGCUGGGAGCGUUUCGCAGAGCUCGAGAGAUUGCGCCGCGAGCAAGAAGGGCACGCACAGAGUGCCGAAGUCGAGCAGGUGGAAAAGAACGGCGCGCCUUUGCCUAUGGACGAGUUGGAGGCUUCAUUGCAGCCGGCGGCGUUGGACUCUGCGCUUGUCGAGACGCCAGAUGCAAUCGAUCCGCAAGAGUUUGAUUCCUCUGAGAUCGUCGUGACCCAGCCUGCGAGGAGAUCAACCAAUGACUCUGCCGAGAAACAGCCAGAGCCCGUUGAGACAGCACAACCUAGUGCAAUUCCAGAAGGCUUCGUAUCGCCAGUCAAGUUGCAGCGCCGGCGGCCUAUCAGUCAAGUUCGACAGGCCAAAGCGAACCGUCGGAGAACGUUGCCUGUCAGUUUCGCAGCUCAAGACUCAUCCAACGGGCAGUCUGAUUUAACGAAUGUUGCUGCGGUGACAGAAGCGUCUGCAAGUGAUGUCGAACAGACCACAGUAGCAGCUGCUGCCGUUGAAAAACAGGCGAGCGAGCCGACGGAGGACGUGUGUGUUCAAAUUGAGGCCGAAGCAUCAAAUGAGGGCCCUGUGCCCGAGAACUCGAUUCCUGACGAAGGACACUGGGAAGACAUGGAUGAAGAGGUCGCAACGGAGCCAUCGCAUUGUCGAGAUGUGACACCCGAGCCGGUCAACGAGGAAGAAUGGAUUCCCACCGUGGAGAAUACCCCGACUGGAUCACCCGGUCCUCAGGUUGAAAUCAACCCGACCGUGACGAGACUGGCUGAACAACUAGGCUCGCCCAGCAAGCUUCCGUCGAGUCCAGUAGGGAGUAUUACUGGCCCGCACCCGAGACUGCCUCUUCGAAGGUCACCGCGACGAAAAUCAUCUAGCCCGCUGAAACAGAGCAGCAUCGAGCCAUCAUCAGAGAAGUCUCACCUCGUGGCAUUUACUCCAAUCAAGCUUCCCGGCUCACUGGCUGAAGUAGACGAUGACGGAUUGCCAGCUUCGCCUUUUCCGACCGGCACUGCUCGCUCAGCAGAUUCAGUCAUGGAGGAUGCGUCCAUGCCACAGCGCUCCUCGUCGGCACCACCAGAAGAGCCCCAGAUGUCGCCCCACAAACCUGGCUACCCUCGUCUCUCAGACGACACUGCGAUCCUGCAAGCUUUCUUGAACCGCGCGGCCGAAAGUAAGAAUGGUAAGCGCGUUUCGCUGACAGCCAAGCGGGAGUCGCUUGAGAAUCGUCGCGAAUCAGACAAUGUUCGACAAGCGCUGGCUAGUCCCGCAGAUAAGGUGACCCCCGUGGAUGUGCUUGGAGAUUUGGAUCCUAACAGCCCAUCUCCCCGAAAGCAGACCCACGCUACGGGAUCAUCGGAUGCCCAGCAGAAGAGAGCGCUGGCGCAAGACGAAGACGAAUUGUUACAAGAUGUCCCUUCGCCAACCAAGAAGACAUCUCGUCGGAGUGGUCGAUCGAAAAGGAAGCCAGAGACACUUGCUGUGACCACUUAUGCUGGUCCUACUAGAAUUUCAGUUCGGGGCAGUGCAGAGUCAGUGGUGCUCAAGAAAUCAGAGGCUCAGGAGACGGCUCAAUUGACUAGGAUCAACACUCGCAAGAACAAAGGGGCCGCUGUUCUACCUCCUCUUCGGCUCAUUAGGAUGGCCAAGGAUAGUAGCAAUGACAGUGUUGAGGAUGUUCAAGAAGGUGAUGCGGAGGUGGAAAGGCCUACUAAGAUCAAGUGGUCUGAGACUCUGGUGGCUUUCUCGCAAGACCCUAGCGAGCCAGAGGUUUCCAUGCUCACAGACGAGCUACACGGCCCCGAGCCAACGCCAGAGCCAUCAUCAGGAAAACCCGAUCCCGACAUGAUCGGCGUGGUCACUGCUGUACCAGCAAGCGGGACGCCAAGCAAGCCUAAGUUACGACGACUCAAGCCGCCAAGGACGGCAUCUACUCCAGCGAAGGCUCCCGCAUCAACGGAUGUGGCGGCAGACGUGACUUCGAAUGGUGUGAUAACUGACUUCAAGUCCAAACCAGCGGCCAAUACGCGAAAACGGUCUCGCAUCGCCACACCAGCUAAGCCGAAAGGCGGAGAGGCUGCCUCAGUACUCUCGGAUGAUGUUCUCACAGAAGGGGCGCCUCCGAAAAGGACAAUUGCUACUCCAACGGCAACCAGGAACCUGAAGACCACUCCAGCAGUCUCUAAGCUGCGCGCGCCCGCACCAGUCUCGGCCGGUCUUUCGCAGGGCAAAGAAAACACGUUGAUCGCGUCGCCACCGAAGAAGAGAGCCAGAGCACCUCCAUCCACGGCUGCCACUAAAGGCUUCGCUCCGAAAUUGGACCUUAAGAAAACUGUCAGCGUGGCAUCAAAGUCCGGAGAGGGCUCCAAAGAGAACGCUGUGCCGGGUAUCGCUAGUCCGGCGAAAAAGGGAUUGAGGCCGAAUAGCUUUGGUUUGAAAGAGGGCGAACAAGCGGCGAAGCAGGAGAUGCCACCAAGCUUGGGUAGUCCGGCGAAGAAGAGGACGAGGAGACAAGUUGAUUGA
Messenger RNA from Lecanosticta acicola, 3183 nucleotides. Lineage: Eukaryota; Fungi; Ascomycota; Dothideomycetes; Mycosphaerellales; Mycosphaerellaceae. The record is from the annotation of a GenBank genome assembly.